UUGUUGUGAGCCCCGGCCCGGCAGUCUCCGGACUCGUAGCCCCUCUGUCCUUACCGGGACCGCUAGCCCGAGUCUAGGUCGCAGCCGCAGUCUCAUUCUGUCGAUUCCCCUUUCAGCACAGGUCCUUUCCGCACCCCCUGCGCUCUCUAAUAUGCCCAACCCUAACAGCACCUCCUCUCCCUACCCCCUCCCUGAGGAAAUUAGGAACCUGUUGGCAGAUGUUGAAACAUUUGUCUCAGACAUACUGAGAGGGGAAAAUUUAUCCAAGAAAGCAAAGGAGAAGAGAGAAUCCCUUAUUAAGAAGAUAAAAGAUGUAAAGUCUGUCUAUCUUCAGGAAUUUCCAGACAAAGGUGAUGCAGAAGAUGGGGAAGAAUAUGACGACCCUUUUGCUGGGCCUCCAGACACGAUUUCAGUAGCCUCGGAACGAUUUGAUAAAGAUGAUGAAGGCCCCUCUGAUGGAAAUCAGUUUCCUCCAGUUGCAGCACAGGAUCUUCCAUUUGUUUUAAAGGCUGGCUACCUUGAAAAACGCAGAAAAGAUCACAGUUUUCUGGGAUUUGAAUGGCAGAAACGGUGGUGUGCUCUCAGUAAAACAGUAUUCUAUUAUUAUGGAAGUGAUAAAGACAAACAACAGAAAGGUGAAUUUGCGAUAGAUGGCUACAGCGUCAAGAUGAAUAACACCCUUAGGAAGGAUGGAAAGAAGGAUUGCUGUUUUGAAAUCUCUGCUCCUGAUAAACGUGUCUAUCAGUUUACAGCAGCUUCUCCCAAAGAUGCCGAGGAAUGGGUACAGCAGCUGAAAUUUGUAUUACAAGAUAUGGGAUCUGAUAUUAUUCCUGAAGAUGAUGAUGAAAGAGGAGAAUUAUAUGAUGAUGUUGAUCAUCCUCUACCAAUCAGCAGUCCACCAAAAAGUGGCCAACCAAUAGAUGAGGAAAUUUAUGAAGAACUUCCAGAAGAGGAAGAAGACAAUGCUUCAGUGAAAAUGGAAGAACAAAGGAAGCUGAGUCAGGACAGUGUUCAUCACACCUCGGGAGAUAAAAGCACCGAUUAUGCUAAUUUUUACCAGGGUUUGUGGGACUGCACAGGAGCUCUCUCUGAUGAGUUGUCAUUUAAACGUGGUGAUGUGAUUUACAUUCUUAGCAAGGAAUACAAUAGAUAUGGCUGGUGGGUAGGAGAAAUGAAGGGAGCCAUUGGCUUGGUGCCUAAAGCCUACAUAAUGGAGAUGUAUGAUAUUUGAGAGUCUUGGGUAAAUGGAAGAUUCCUGUGCUCGUGGGCAAGUGCUUUGGCUUCAGAAGCAUUGUGAAAGCAUGAGUGACAGCUCGUAACCUUUCUUUGUUUUGUGGAACAUCAUUUGUCUUCCACUGUUAGUUUAUGCAUUUGUUACAGUGUUCCUCUGAUGUGAAAUUAAGUGAAGGGUAUUAAUGUAAAUUAGAUGCAAACAGUGAAGUUACACCUGUUGCUUUUUUUGCAAAGUAAUAAUUGUAGUUUUUAUUUACCCAUCUGAUUUGUGUGAAGAAUUCACUGUUUUAUAUGUACUACCUACAUAGUUACU
Messenger RNA from Orycteropus afer afer, 1546 nucleotides. It is a transcript of the gene SKAP2, whose product is annotated as src kinase associated phosphoprotein 2. Gene Ontology annotation, molecular function: protein binding. Lineage: Eukaryota; Metazoa; Chordata; Mammalia; Tubulidentata; Orycteropodidae. Gene Ontology annotation, cellular component: plasma membrane; cytoplasm. The record is from RefSeq and is a predicted model, not a curated record.